Messenger RNA from Pelodiscus sinensis (Chinese soft-shelled turtle), 4213 nucleotides. Lineage: Eukaryota; Metazoa; Chordata; Testudines; Trionychidae. The record is from RefSeq and is a predicted model, not a curated record.
UUGGUCCUUAUCUUAAUUUCCGCAUGACGAUGAGGAUCUGCCUGGGUCUGUCUCGCGGGGCAAAGACGGGCCAGAGAACUGGCCGAAGGGUUGCGGGCGGAGGCGCGCGCGCGAUUAUACCAACAGGACAGUCUUUUGAGGCUAAUCUGGAAUUGUUGACAUACAUCCAUUUACAGUUUGUUUAUGAAAUAGAUGGAAUUUAAAAUUGAACACACAUGGGACGGUUUACCAGUGAACCAUGAACCAGUAACAAUCAGGCUGAAGUCAGGCAAUGAAGGAUUGCUGAUGGAAAUAAGUGCCCCUUUCUUUAAUGAUCCUCCAGCACCACUUGGGGAGCCAGGAAAGCCUUUCAAUGGACUGUGGGACUAUGAGGUUGUAGAAGCAUUUUUCUUGAGUGAGACAACUAAGGGAUACUUAGAAGUUGAACUCUGUCCUCAUGGACAACAUUUAUUGCUGUUACUUUCUGGCAGAAGACAAGUAUGGAAACAAGAACUUGCUUUAACAUUUGAAGUAUCCAGAACAGAGACCAAAUGGAAAGGCAGAGCUCAUCUUCCUUGGAGUUAUUUUCCACCAUAUGCUGACAAGUUUAAUGCAUUUGCAAUUCAUGGAUCAGAAGCAAAGAGAACAUAUGAAGCACUUUACCCUGUGCCUCAGCAUGAAAUACAGAAAGGACAGAAACCUGAUUUGAUUGAUGCAUCUCCAGCAGCCACCAUUCAUUGGAUCAGCCCUCAAGCUUCUUUAAGUUCAGGAACUGACCCAGUGCACAGUAGCCCAAAGACUGAAGUAGUUGAAAAAUGAGCCAUCGCUUGGAAUUUUUCAAACCACUUAACCUGAAGGUAUUAAUGGGAGAAGAUUGGAAACAGCCUGGAUCAGAUCUGUGGAUGUCAACUGAUGAGAUGAACAAGAUGAAAAAAUGAUUUUGUAUGAUUCAGGGUGUAUGAAACUAAAUUAAGAGCUGUAGUGUGCAUAUAUAAACAUCACAAAAAAGUGUUUGGAAAUCCUUUUUAAGCACCAAAUAUGUUAAUCUUUUAAAAAGUCAGUUAUCUGCAGCAGUUGCAGCUAAAAAUCACAGGUCAAUGGUAGUAAUAGAUAUGUAGCCGUGUUAGUCUGGUCUAGCUGAAACAAAAACCAGGACUAUGUGCGCUUUAAAGACUAACAAGAUGGUUUAUUAGGUGAUGAGCUUUUGUGGGCCAGACCCACUUCCUCAGAUCAAAUUGUGGAAAAAAAUUGGCACGACCAUAUCUACCAAAGGAUACAAUAAAAAAAAAACACAUAUGAAAAGGACAAAUCAAAUUUCAGAACAGAAGGGGGAUGAGAGCGGGAGGUACAUGUGAGCUAAUGAUAUUAGAGGUGAUAAUUGGGGAAGCUAUCUUUGUAAUGGGUAAGGUAAUUAGCAUCCCUGUUAAGACACCUAGGUCUUAAAACUGAAAUAUGAGUUUUGUUGGUACCAAGAAAAUGGUACAUGUUAAAAUAUUGUUUUCUGAUCAUGUACUUAAAAUUCAGCUACUCUAAUUGGGCCAACCCUAUCGACUCUGCUCAGAUUAUUAAAACCAUAUUUGUUUUGGGGUAGGAAGAGAUGCCUUGUCUAAGAAUUUAGAGACUUGUGGAAUGUAAGGGCAUGCACAUUUCUUUGUGAUGCAUGUAGGAAGCACCACACUUGCCAUGCACUGUUCAGCAUACUCCUCUUGCUGCAACCUCUUGUGUGUGUGGGGAGGAAGGAAUAUGGCCCUGUAUUCCUAGAGCCUUGCAAGCUGCAGAUAUCUGCUUUAUAUCUGUGUAUAUCCAUAUACACAGCUUACUUUUGAAGAUGUAGAUGUGGAUACAAAAUUUUAUUCACAUCUGUGUAGGGCUUUACCUAUUCCUAGGUCUAUCCUAUUAUUUCAGUCUAGUUUCUUCUUGCAUAAGAAACCUCAUUCUGACUCCUCUAUGAAUGUUCUACCUAGCCUCAAUCAGCUUAAUAUCUGUAGGCCAGAUUUUUAAAAGCAUUUAGACUCUCCUCUGUAUUUCUUUAUGUGUUUAAUUUAUUGACAUCUGAGGUAUCUUUAAUAGUAUGGCUGUCAGUGCCCCCUGGGGGCUGAAAGCUGCUUUUACAGGAAUGCUAAAGCGAUACGGGUGUAUCCCACCUAAUGCACCCAUGCUGCAGAAAACAUAAUUUGAUUCUGAUACGCAUUCCUCUUAACAUAUUUAGUGUCUAACCCUGUUAUGAGAGGGCAAAUACUUAUUUCUUCCUUACAAUGCGAAGGAAAUGUUUUCAAAGGGAUAUAAACUUAGGGUUUUUUCCACAGUAUUUUGAUGUGUACACAAUAGAGCAAUACUGGCACUUUGGGCUUUUCUGAUUGGUUUUAGGCUUCCUCUCUACUGGUAGAUUUUUAUCUUCCAAAGUCAGAAGGGACCAUUGGAGUAUUCUAGUCUGACUUCGCAUAUAACACAAGUCAUAGAACUUCUUCCCCAAAGGAAUUUCAAGAGAAUAUCUUUUAAGAAAACAUCCAAUGUUGAUUUUUAAAAUAUCAGUGAUGGAGAAUCUACUACAACAUUUGAUAAACUUGCUGUGGUUUAUUAGUUUAAAAUGUAUGCCUUAUUUCCAGUCUGAAUUUGUCUAGCUUCAGCUUUCAAUCAUUGGAUCAUUUCAUACUUUUUUCUGCUUGUUUGAAGAGCCCAUUAAUAAAUGUUCCCAAUGUAGAUACUUAGACUGUAAUCAGGGUUAUAGACUGGAAUAAAUUGCAGGGCUGGUGUAUCCAUUCUCUAUUCAGUUGUGUAUUUCUUACUCAAUAAGUACACUUUGACUUUUCCAAGCCCCAGUCUUAUGCAAAUAGACCACUGCAUUCUUAGUGUCACCAAUUCUUUCUGCUCUCUUAAUUAGACUUAUAGAUUCCUUACUAUCAAGUGCCAUUUGUUGACAAUAGUAAGUAUUGUAUGUAUAGUUUCUAGGAUACUUUUUACACCUGCAGUGUAUACACCUUCUCCUGAAAAUUACCGUGUAAUCUGAGAAUAUUGAUCAAUCCAAUAAAUACUGGUAAAAAUACAAGAGUUCUGAUGUUUUUCUAAGAUGUCUUAUUUGAUGAAAUAUGUUCAUGGGCAAAAAAUAUUUUUUUAACAUUUUAAUAUUCCAUAUGUAUUAUUUGAUUGUGAAACAUUUAAUUUUGCCAUUUAAAGUCAAGCAUUCAGGAAUAAAGUGAAUGCUGUAGUUCACAACACUUAGUUGCUUGUAUCAAACAGAUUCUCUUUUCUCAUACUCAGCUGAUUAUCCUAUAAGUAAAGGAACAAUAAGUCAGUGUUAUUUAUUCAGGUGCUUUUCAGCCCAUUUUUCCCACAACACUUCAAAUUUUGUCCUUGGAUAUGUCUGUAGGACUCUCAUUCUCUAUAUCUGAGAGAAGUAGAUGUUAUUUUUUUACCAUAAAUAAAAAAAUUAUGCUCUUGUUGCAUUAUUUCAUUAGCUGUUUCUUAAAAUCCAGAUUAUCAUAUAGUUCAUAUACACCAUGUGUAUUGUAUAUCUGCAUGAUAAAUGGCAUAGCUACAUGACUUUAUUGUACACCUGCCAUCUUUUCCUGCAUUCUGUCUGCUAAUCCAUCUUCUGUCAAUUUAUUUUAACGUUUUAAAUUUGUGAUAAUUUUAAACUGUUAUUGUCAUUUAAAAAUCAGCUUACUUGGUCAGUUUUUCCAACAGGAAAUAUUCAGUCCUACAUCAGUUACAGAUGUCUGAUAUCUCAUGGAACAGGAGACUCAGUUAUAGGAGUUUCAUUAUUCUGGAAAGGGGGUAUUCUCCAUAGGAUGCCCAGCACUUGAUGCUAACACUGACAAGACUCAAGACAACUGACUUUAUAGUCUGACUUUUUUUCUAUAUAUGUAAAAAUGGUUUGGGUUUUUCUUAAGCCAUAACUUUCUUCUCCCUCUGAGCCCUGUAUAGUGUAAGCCUGCUACAUUGAAGGCUAUGCCAGAGCUCUGCCUCCAAUGGGCAUAUGGCUGGGUGACUAAAGGAGCAUGGAGAAAGUGCCAGUAAGUGUUUAAAAUGCUUGUGAAUAUUUCUAAUUUAGUUCUUUAACGUGGCACAUGGAGUGUAUGCAGAAGGAGAAGUCUAGUAUAUAUUUAUUUUAUUUUACUUAUAGGUUGAUCUCUAAGUCACUUGUGGCCUUAUAACUUGUGAGUAACACAGCUAUUAAAAAUUCAUGCCUGUAAAACCUGUGAAAGCAUCCUGUCAUGUAUUUUCUCUCUUCUCU